GAAUCAAUCACCCUGGCUGGCCAUCCAGCACACCGCCGAACACUGUCUUCUCCGCAUCGAUCACCGCCGUCUGCAUCCGCUGUUGGCCCAUGGAACACAACGCAAAGCCGUCCCUCGAGCGUCUGGCCAGCGACCUGGUCCGCCUCAAGACACUCGUCUCGGAGCUCAACACCCUGACCCAGGACUCGCAGUUCACCCUUCUCGAGAGCGACGGAGCUUCCCCUCCCUCGACAGAAAGCGAGCCCCCCUUCCAAGAGGGCGACGAUGGUGCUGUCUCUGACGAUGGCCCUGCCGCCGACGAGCCUGCACCCCAAGUAGGAGCCAAGGUUGAGGCCGUGACUGCAACGCAACCUGCUGCCCAGCCCAGCGAAGGCGACUUGCUUGGAACGCUCAAGCGCCAUUUCACCUCCCGCGAGAAGCGUCAGUCUCAGUCCCUCUCCAGGGCUCAGUCGAUCGACGAGAUCGCCCCGCUGUCCGAUGCAAGCUCGGCAAAGUCCCUGAGCGAGCAGCUCGUCGAUAUCGAGCUCGAGUUGCGUCCGACCCUGACCCGGGUGGCCCGCCGCCAGACACUCGCCCGGGCUUCGUCCUCGGCCCGUCUGGCGACCCUGACCCGACAGCGAACGGCCCUGAAGCGCCAAGAGUCGGUGCAGUCGAUCCCCGAGUACAACAACUUUAACUUUUGGUCGUCCUUCCAGGCGCCGAUCGCCCAGUUUGACGAGGAGGAGCUGCUGCGCGAGUAUCUGGAGCAGUCCAAAGAGCCCGUCGAGGAGGCUAUCCAGGACGGCCCGGAUCAAGUCGAGGCCGAGCCGGGCGAAGGCACUGUCCCCGACCAGGACCACGAAGAGCUCGAGAGCCUGAGAAAGAGAGUGCAAAUCCUCGAGCGGUUGGUAUUGAUGCAGAUGGAGAAGACCAAGACCGAAAGCAUCCAGGAAUCCGUCCCCGAGAACAGCACUCCCGAGAACGAUAUCACGAACGAUGUUGCCCCUGGGGAUACACCGGCGGCUGAUGCCACUUCAACCCGAGAGCCCCAGGACGCCGCUGUCCCGCAAGUGCCCGUCCCAACCCAGCAGCCCGAGCAAGCCGAGCUGGCGCCGCAGAGUGUAGCUGAGCCCCAAUAUGUCGUCGCAUUGGGCGAUAAGUGGGUCAGUGUCGAAACAUACGAGCAAGAAAAGCAGAGGGCGUUGGAGACUUUGAACCAAAGCAAGCCCAGCCCGAGUCUUGAGCCUGCAUACGGCGCCAUCCAUCCGUCUGGUGAAGGAUACGGUGGGGCCGUUGGGCUUGCUCAUGACGAUCCUGGCCGUGUCGAUGAGUCUCAUGCCGAUGCUGUUCAUGGCAGUGCGGCUCAUGCUGAAGCCAGACACUUGGCUACAGCAGUGAAUUCCCCUUCCAAUCUCGCUGCCUCCGAGGGCUCCGGGUCUGCAGGACACGAAUCCGACCACCCUGUUCCGUCGCAUGCGCUGCCUGUCGGUGCCACUGGAUCACACAAUGUCCAUCAUGACGUCAAUGCCCAAGAUGCGUCACACCAUAACCAUCAUGAGUCCCAUGAGCGCCGUGAUCACCAAGAACAACAAGAACACCAAGAACAACAAGAACAGCAAGAGCAUCACGAUCACCAAGAGCAUCACGGGCCAUCCGUCGAUGUCAAACCAGGCUUCAGCUCGGCUGACUCUCGUCCCGACACUCAAUCAGGACACUCUGGCGCAGCUCCCCACACUACCGCCACUCUCGACGAGAACUCUGCAUCUCAUAUCGCCUCGAGCCAUUCCAAGGAUGGCGAAUCCCGCCCCGUGGACACCAAAAUCAAGCCUGAACUUCCCAGCAGCCACUCCAGCGAUGGUGCACAUGCCACAUCCAAGGCCACAUCUCCCUCCGAGGCUGCCUCUGAAACUCCCCGCAGUGUCGAACGCGACAUCAAGAUGCCUGUCAACAUGAGCACUGCGCCUCAAGUCAAGGGAGCAAACGACUCCGGUGUGGACGCUACCUCACACCCGGACGCCUCGACCACGGCUCGAUCUCCUGCUGCAGCCAACAAACCAAUUCCGAAUCCGGCCGACGAGAUCACACCUCUUGGAGAGGAGCCCGCCAAGGCUGCCCCUUCGCCGUCAGCCACCACAUCGACUCCAAAGCCGGUGGCCGCCUCGUCUCCCAAACCUACGACCUCAUCUCCCAAGCCAAAGACCGUCGACCAUCCUUCUGUCGACAAGCCCGCCGCUUCGGUCGCCAAACCCAUCGCUGGCGUUUCGGACGAGCCCAAGACGGCGCCGGCAAAGAGAAGCGACCCUGCUGCCGAUCCCCAAUCGGCGACCUCGCUCGAUGACCUGCUGGAUGACAAACCUCGCCCUGGCGACAAGCCCUCCAAUUUGUUCAGUCGUUUUGCCAAGGACAAGUCCGACGCAGAUCUGACCACGGCCGACAAGGACGAGAAUGGCGAGCCGACCAAAAAGAAGGUCAACUGGGGCCAGAUCUUCAUAUACUUCAAUCUUCUCCGCGCGAUCGCCACGGCGAUCUUUACCGCCAUCGAUAUUGACCAGGGCUUGCGCAACCCGGUCUACAUAGACAUUGGCGCGCGCGGCUUCCUGAUCGUCCAGGCCAUCGUUCUGGUCAUUGAUCUGGCGAUCGCCUUUGUCAAGGCAUUCCCCAAGGUCCUGUGGAUCUGCUGGAACAUUGACGACUGGGAUCCGUACGAGCGCACAUGGAGCAUCUGGGCCAUAGUUGCCGACCACCAGAUGAUCAUCGACGUGGCUCCGCUCUUGAUUUCAGUCAUCCUCCGUAUCUAUGGCUACCGCCUGGCCGAGAUCAUCGAGAACCCCGACGUCCGCAACACCAUCACCAACCCGCAGUUCCAGAUCAAGGAUCUACUCUCGCCGCUGCAGCGCAACUUUGAGCUGCUAAUGCUCUUUGUGGCCAGCUUGCUCUACACCAUCCUGUUCCAUACCUUUCGCCUUGCUCGAGUCCUGUGGAUCCGCAAAAAGUCCCAGGCGCUUGCACUGCUGGUUGGCCUCAAGGGUCUGCUGUUUACCUUUGACAUCUUGACCAACGGGCUCCUGCUCUACGAAACCCUGAUCACCCUGGGACUGAACUUUUUCCGUGCGUCGCUGACAGCCAACCUCAUGCUGAGUGUCGUCGGGCCGGGCCCCAUCGUCACCUUGGUGACCAACGUCCUCGUCAACGCCCCGCUGCACUACUUUUAUCUCAAGAUGCAGAUCGAGAACCGCCACCAGGAGCCCGAGAAGCUCCGGGGCAGAAUCUGGAAGACAGCCUUCCACCGCGCUUUCCAUCCCAUCCUCAUGGCGGUCUUUGGCACCUAUGCCCUGUACGCCAUGAUUGCCCUCCUGCAGGUUCUGAAGGCAGUCCAGGGAUUCGACGUGAUCGGAAGCAUCAAGAGCGGCAACGGCAUCCCGGCCCAGAUCAUCCCGACCAGCGGCUUCUUUGGCUGGAGUGGCUCCAACGGGCAGAAUGGACCCAACGUCCUCCUUGGUAUGGUCUGGCUCGAUGUGGUCAUGAACUAUGCCGUCGGCGUGGUGUUUGCCGUCAUCUACUGGAUCUACGCAGUCCUGUGGAUGGGAAUCGGCAGCAGCCUCUGGAAGCAAUUGCGCAAGACCAAGAGCGGUGGCCCAGACGCCGUGGACAUUGUCUGAGAGCUCCCUCCUGGCCCCACGUUGGAGCAAGGCCAUAACCGAAGCAGACCCAUAGCUGGAGCAGAUGCACGUUAUCGAAACAAUGUCUGGCUUCGCCUUGUCCUCACCGGGUCAAACUCCUGGCCUCUUCAACCGCCUUCUCCUCCGGGGAUUCGUUUCUGUAUCGUCCGUUCCUUCCCCUUGACACUUGAUCCUGCCUUUGUUCUAGCUCCUGUCUUUCAUUCUCUGAACCAACUCUCUGAUGUGUUUUGAUCUGCGAAAUGGCUUGUCGCAGUGUGAUCGAAACGCAGCAGCUGGGGCUCUAAUUUGUUAAUGGCAUCGCGCCAGAAUGCUACCCAGAAUAACAGAGCCACCUCCAAGCGAUACUGCUAUCCCUGUAUUCUAUCGUCU
Molecule: messenger RNA, 4028 nt
Organism: Polychytrium aggregatum
Lineage: Eukaryota; Fungi; Chytridiomycota; Chytridiomycetes; Polychytriales
Exons: 4
Coding region: 90-3638 (1182 amino acids)
Source: RefSeq, a predicted model, not a curated record